Messenger RNA from Notothenia coriiceps (black rockcod), 609 nucleotides. Its product is annotated as gamma-aminobutyric acid receptor subunit beta-1-like. The record is from RefSeq and is a predicted model, not a curated record. Gene Ontology annotation, molecular function: extracellular ligand-gated monoatomic ion channel activity. Gene Ontology annotation, cellular component: membrane. Lineage: Eukaryota; Metazoa; Chordata; Actinopteri; Perciformes; Nototheniidae. Gene Ontology annotation, biological process: monoatomic ion transport. The transcript has 3 exons. Bases 328 to 609 code for a protein of 93 amino acids.
GUGACCGUGCAGCCGCUCACUGCUGCUCAUUAUUUAACGUCUUCGAAGUGAGCGGCAGCGGGGAGACGCGCAUGCGGCAGAUCAGCUGUGCGUGCUGCAGGACGCUGAGCGCGGGGAGAAUGCAUGUGCCGCCUCAUGCACCAACCUCAACUCCUCAAGUGAACUACCUAUAAGCUGGGUUUUUUUCUUCUUUUUUUCAUCUUGGCUACAUUUUCUCACCUUGCCAAUGACGCUCGGAUGUGGAUAAACCGCCGCGCAUGCGUCGCUCUUGGAAUCUUGCAGCCUAAGUUGCGUCCCUGAGGUGUUUGUGUGAAAGUGUUUGGCAGGAUGUGGACCGCUGUGGCGCGCGGGGGCUUGGGCUGGGGGGUCUGCUGCUGCUUGUCGCUGCUGGUGACAGUAGUGAUCGGGGCGCAGAGUGCAAACGAGCCCAGCAACAUGUCCUACGUGAAAGCCACCGUGGACAAGCUGCUGAAGGGCUAUGACAUCCGUCUGCGGCCUGAUUUUGGAGGCGCUCCUGUGGAUGUGGGCAUGAGCAUUGACAUCGCCAGCAUCGACAUGGUGUCUGAAGUCAACAUGGUAAGUUUGCUGCUGCCACAUCCUCUGCAGUGA